Messenger RNA from Neomonachus schauinslandi (Hawaiian monk seal), 1538 nucleotides. It is a transcript of the gene PPP1R1A, whose product is annotated as protein phosphatase 1 regulatory inhibitor subunit 1A. Gene Ontology annotation, cellular component: cytoplasm. Gene Ontology annotation, molecular function: protein phosphatase inhibitor activity. Lineage: Eukaryota; Metazoa; Chordata; Mammalia; Carnivora; Phocidae. Gene Ontology annotation, biological process: intracellular signal transduction. The record is from RefSeq and is a predicted model, not a curated record. The transcript is spliced from 5 exons. Bases 175 to 798 code for a protein of 207 amino acids.
CGCAGAGUCCCCGGGGCCGGGAGCCGGGAGCGCGGGGCCGGGAGCCGGGAGCUGAGCGCGCCGGGCUGGGGCCGGGGCCCGAGCGGAGCGGAGAGGGAGCGCGCCCGCCCCAGCCCCGAGUCCCGCCGCCCGCCCUCCCGCCGCAGCGCCGGCCCAGCGGCCGCCGCCCCAACCAUGGAGCAAGACAACAGCCCGCGGAAGAUCCAGUUCACGGUCCCGCUGCUGGAGCCGCACCUUGACCCCGAGGCGGCGGAGCAGAUCCGGAGGCGCCGCCCCACGCCUGCCACCCUCGUGCUGACCAGCGACCAGUCCUCCCCAGAGAUAGAUGAAGACCGGAUCCCCAACCCGCUUCUCAAGCAUGGCAAGGCUCAGAAGGCGGGGGAGAAGGGCUGGCCCCCCACCUGUGCUCUGUGUCCUUCACAGUCCACGUUGGCCAUGUCUCCACGGCAACGGAAGAAGGUGACGAGGACCACACCCACGAUGAAAGAGCUCCAGAUGAUGGUUGAACAUCACCUGGGGCAACAGCAGCAGGGAGAGGAACCUGAGGGAGCCGCUGAGAGCACAGGGACCCAGGAGCCCUGCCCACCUGGGAUCACAGACACAGAAGCCGAGUUAAGGCUGGGCACAUCUGGGAAAGCACAAAGUACGUUCAGGCUGGGGAGGGACUGGCCCAGGAGGAGGCAGACCUUACCCAUCAUGGGGAGGGGUCUAAUCGUAGCCAAAAACUGUCUUAAGAAUAUGGAUGUAUUUGUAUGUACUGCACGUAUUUGCCUGUGUGCCCCUUUCCUUGCUGAAUGACCACAGCCCCUCCCAGGUCGAGCCGCAGAGCUCCCUGCUGGAAGGUGCGAGCCCACUGUAAUGGGAACAGCACUCACAGGCUAGAAUCCUGGCUCUGUCACUUUAGCAGCCCAGAGGCCUCCAGCAACUUCCUUAACCUCAGUCUGUAAAAUGAUAACGAUGAUGCCUCUGGCCUUGGGUUGUUUGUGAAAGUAAAAUGAGACCAGUUCUUAGCCCAGCAGCUGACACAUACAAAGCAGGCAAUAAAUGGGAAGUGCUGUUACCACCUGCCCGCAGUCCCUGAUCCCACGUGGAUUCCAGAAUCCAGAGUUCUUCCAACUACAUGAAGGUGACAUGGUACACACACUGCAUAUUACGUAACACCCCAGCAGAGCGCCCUGUAAUCAAACACAUUAAUAUUUCUGCAGUGAACUGAAUGGUCCCACUAAAUGGGAUAAAUAAAGACUACAGAUAGUCCCAUACGAGGUCAGGUUUAUCCAAAUUGUACCCAAACUUUUUUUCACUCUCCUUUGAAGGUUUUUUUUUUCUAAUUUCUGAUUGCAAAUUAAAAAAAUAAUAAUAAUAAUGACCCCGUAGUCAUAGUUGUGAUUAGAGAAGACACCACUGGUCCUGUCCGAUUGCCCCCAGCCUGGUACUUGGGCUGUCCCUGGGGUCACUGGAGCAUCAGAUGGGGUAAGAAGAGCAGCAACCUCUGCCAGCCUUCAUGAAUACUGCCUUUCCCUCCCACCGCCCACUUUCCC